CAUAGCAUUUAAGGCACUGGUUGUUUUCCGGACACGUUAUUGUUGCAUCAGCAUCCGACCGAUCUGUACUGUGGUAAUGUCGACCUCAGGAGAGCCAGCCUUUGAGUAUGGCUUCUUGCUACAGAUUAAUGAGGAGGCUGCACUGGCAGUGGCCCUGAAUGACUACCUAACCUCACGCAGCUACCUGGCCGGGUUCAGUCCCUCCCAGGCCGACCGGAAAGCCUUUAAGCUCCUCCACAAGCCCCCAGAUCCACAACAUGUCCAUGCUCUGCGCUGGUACAGACACAUAUCAGCCUUGCAGCAGGACCUCAGCCCUGAGAGCAGCAUGAAAGGAAAGCGGGUUCAGCCCCCUUGGUCUCCACCAUCGGGGACUGACGUUCCCCAACUUCACCUCUACAACAGCUUGACAAGAGCAAAGGAGCCAUUUGUUCCCCAGAAAGGGAAUAAGGUAACAUGGUAUUGCUGCGGACCUACAGUGUAUGACGCCUCACACAUGGGACACGCCAGAUCCUACAUAUCUUUUGAUAUUCUGCGAAGGAUUCUGAGGGACUACUUCAAGUAUGAUGUCCUGUACUGCAUGAACAUCACAGACAUAGAUGACAAGAUCAUUAAAAGGGCCCGUCAGAACUACCUUUUGGACCAGUACAAGGAGAAACAGCCACAAGCUGCCCAAAUACUAGAGGACAUCCUGAGUGCCAGAGAGCCCUUUCAGACAUAUUUGGCCUCAACGACAGACCCAGAUAAGAAGCAGAUGCUGGAACGGCUGGACGCUGCCGUCACUGCUGCUCUGCAGCCCCUGCAGGCAGCUCUGGGGGUCACUGCUCCUGAUGAAGUCAUCCAACCUCUGGCCCAGGUGCUGCUGGAGAGUUCCAAGGACCUGCUGGCUGAUUGGUUGGACAAACAGUUCGGAAGUCUCGUCACAGAGAACUCAAUCUUCUCCAUUCUGCCUAAAUACUGGGAGGGAGAGUAUCAUAAUGACAUGCAAGCCCUGAAUGUUCUUCCCCCCGAUGUCCUCACUAGAGUCAGUGAAUACGUGCCUGAGAUUGUGGAGUUUGUGAAGAGGAUUGUCUCAAAUGGUUAUGGAUAUGAGUCAAACGGUUCUGUGUACUUUGAUACCUCUAAGUUCGAUGCCAGUCCGCAGCACUCGUAUGCCAAACUGGUCCCAGAGGCAGUCGGAGAUCAGAAAGCUUUACAAGAGGGAGAAGGAGACUUGAGCAUCUCCGCUGACAGACUGAGUGAGAAAAAGUCCCCAAAUGAUUUUGCCUUGUGGAAAGCCUCCAAGCCAGGAGAGCCUUCAUGGGACUCUCCCUGGGGGAAGGGAAGGCCAGGCUGGCACAUUGAAUGUUCAGCCAUGGCUGGCUCUAUCCUGGGAGAGUCCAUGGACAUCCACGGUGGAGGGUUUGAUCUCCGAUUCCCUCAUCAUGACAAUGAGUUGGCUCAGUCUGAGGCUUUCUUUGAGAAUGAUCACUGGGUCCGAUACUUCCUGCACACUGGGCACCUGACGAUCGCAGGCUGCAAGAUGUCAAAAUCGUUGAAGAACUUCAUCACCAUCAAGGACGCCUUGGCAAAGAACUCAGCUCGCCAGCUCCGUCUAGCUUUCUUGAUGCAUUCCUGGAAGGAUACCCUGGACUACUCUUCCAACACAAUGGAGUCAGCCGUCCAGUAUGAGAAGUUCAUGAAUGAGUUCUUCCUCAAUGUAAAAGACAUACUGCGUGCUCCUACUGAUGUCACAGGUCAGUUUGAGAAGUGGGAAGCGGCAGAGGUGGAGCUUAACAACAGCUUCUGCAAGGGGAAGGCAGCCGUGCAUGAAGCUCUGUGUGACAAUAUGGACACUCGGACGGCCAUGGAAGAGAUGAGAGUGCUGGUCAACCAGAGCAACAGCUACAUCGCCGGCAGGAAGAGCGCCAAGCUGAGACCCAACCGCAUGCUGGUGGAAAGCAUCGCUGUGUAUCUCACUAACAUGCUGAAGAUAUUUGGCGCCAUUGAAGGAUCGGACCCUGUAGGUUUCCCUGUGGGAGGACAAGGUCAGAGUAUUGACUUGGAGAGCACAGUUGUGCCGUACCUCACGGUGCUGUCGGAUUUCAGAGAGGGUGUUCGAAAAAUCGCUCGAGAGCAGAAAGUGAUGGAGCUGCUGCAGCUUUGUGAUGAGGUGCGUGAUGAGACCUUGCCGGAUUUGGGAGUCCGACUGGAAGAUCAUGAAGGUCUGCCCACAGUGGUGAAACUAGUAGACAGGGAGAUACUGCUGAAGGAGAAAGAGGAGAAGAAGAAGGUGGAAGAAGAGAAGAAAAGGAAGAAGGAAGAGGCUGCCAGGAAGAAAGAGGAACAAGAGAUGGCUAAACUCGCAAAGAUGAAGAUGCCUCCAUAUGAAAUGUUUCGCACGGAAACGGAUAAAUAUUCCCAAUUUGAUAAAAUGGGUUUCCCCACCCAUGAUGCUGAAGGUAAGGAGCUCAGCAAAGGACAAGCCAAGAAGCUGCGGAAGCUCUACGAGGCCCAGGAGAAAUUACACAAUGAGUAUCUUCAGAUGACUCAAGAUGGCAACUGAUUCUGGUUACAAACUAACCAAGCCAUCUACUCUACACAGUACCUUCACAAUAAGUGUUAAGGUCACAGACGCUGGGUCAAUGUUUGUCUGUUUUCAGCAAAUCUAACAAUAAAAAACUAAUGAUUUUUUUCCAUCCAAGUGAAUUUCUGAAUAACGGUUAAAACUUACACUUCCUAACCAAAGUCCAUCAGUCUUCAAAGUGGGAAAAGAAACUGAAGGAAACCACCUCCUUAUUUUGUUUGUCUCAUCAUCUCCCCACAAGAGCAAAUUCAAGUCAGUAAAUGAAGAUUUAAUGAUGUGACAUCACAGCAAAGUGCUAUAUAUUAACACCGCCUAUCAGUUUAAAGACUGGUUUCUGUAUUAAAAAUGACAUUUUUAAUGUAAUUCACAAAUUGCAUAAAAAAUAGCUGAAGGCACUGGCACCGCAACUAACAAUUCAUUUCAUCAUUGAUCACUAAUCUCCCUGUUAUUGUCUUGAUUAACUGAUUGAUCACUGUAUAAAAUAGGAAAGCCAAAGUGCGUGUUUUAGUUGUCCGACAGUCAGUUUACUAUCCUAAUGCCAACAAAAACAGGAAGCUCUCACAAUUAAGAAGCUGGAACCAUCUUGUUGAUUAUCACAAUAGAUGUAGCAGAAUUUUUCAUCCAUUGAUUAACUGACUGAUUGUUGCAGCUCUAGAGGGCACCUUUGAAUAUAAAUUAGUUUUAGGCCAAUAUUCCUUUUACUGCCAUUGUUUCACCCAUUGUAGAGUUCACAUUUUUUCUUUUUCUUCCACAAUUGUAUGAGAAUGUGUCUGUUCUUAGAACAUUUUAGGUAAUUCAAUACUUUUUCCAAACAUUUGCAUCAAUUUUGUUUUUUUGGUUCAUUCCUCAUCUUCAGGAUUUUUACUGGAUUUGUACAACCUUAAAGGACAAUGCCACAAAUGUUCAUUACUUUUUGUUUUUGUCAGAAAAUACCACAAAAGACCAACAAUGUGUUAGUCCAUCCUCUCUGUACUUGCUGACGUCCUUAGCCUGUCUGGCUCGCAGCCCCAAGCCCAUUGAUUCCUACUGAACACUUAAACACAUCACACAAAUUUAGUUUUUAAAAGAAAUGCUCCAUAAUUUCCUAAAACAUCUCGACACUCAAACAGGAAAUUUUUCGUUUUUCCAGCUACGACUGGAUUUGGUGUUCUAGUGAGUCAACAUUGGAGCUCUAUUGCACAGAGGAAUAUAUAAUAUAUCACAUAAUACUUUUACUUUUGGCGGGAUGUUGGUUUUGGUCUAUUUGUAGAAUCUACUGUUUGUAAGAAAAAUAUAGCCUAUCACCAGGCAGCUGUAUUCUCAUCACACUGGGAGAAGAUAACUUGUUAAACCCGCUGUUAUUGUUAUUACUCUUGUGGCUUGAGUGAAAUCACAUGAAGAGCAGCUUUUUAUUAUUCAGCUAUCCAUUAGGAUUGUGUAUUUUUGUACUGUUUAUGUAUUGCAGUUCCAUGGUUUUGAGAAGGCAUACCUGUAGCACAGAUGUUUAGGAAAGAAGACUCUCAAAUUGUUCAUCUUCGUCAGCUUUUCAGAUUACAGGAAUGUUUACUCGUGUUAAACCCUCCAGUGGCAAGGUGUUAUCAUUACUCUGGGUGAAAUGACUUUUUUUCACUUAUUAGAAGGGAACAGCAGUUAAGAUUGAUGUAUAUGUGCUUAAUACACAAAUAAAAGACAUUCAGACUGGAACAGAAUGAAACUUUAAAUUUUGUUACAGUCUGUGAUAUUUUGAAGGUCUGUGCCUGUUGUCUACCUGGAGGAUGUCUAUUUAGUGAUGUUGAUUCACAGUUUCAAUAAAUGUGUAAAUGGGAGCAGGCAGAGGCGUUUGUCUGUUAUUUUGUAUGGCCUGUGCUCCCCUGUAAGGUAAUAGAAAAUCAACAGAAUCACUGAUUUUUAAGCACAGAUACUUUGCUUGAAUUUAAUGUGUCUUUAUGAAAGAUAAAAGGCACCAAAGACCAUGCCAAUGCCUCCAAGAGAGCUCUCAGGCUCAAGUCUUCUUUAAGGAAGCCCACAUGAUUUCAUCAUGAUUACAUGGCUUGUAAUGGACUAAAAAUAAGACCGUUAAAUCCUAAUAAAACCUUAAAAGUCACUGAAAUGAAAUGCACCUUGAAUUAUCUGACUUCAGUUUGCCAAAAUGGACCACUUGUUAGCUUAUGUCAAGACAAGGCAUUUGCAGCGUUAUGUAAUUAGACUAUUAGUUCAGGAUUGUUGUCAUUCUGUCAAUGUGAUGAGACCUGAUACUCUUUGCAACACUGUCACUGGGCCUAUAUUUGUAGAUGAUGCAUUUGAUGGGAAAAGAUGC
Monopterus albus (swamp eel) is the source of this 4859-nucleotide messenger RNA. RefSeq names its product cysteinyl-tRNA synthetase 1 (gene cars1). Gene Ontology annotation, molecular function: cysteine-tRNA ligase activity; ATP binding. The record is from RefSeq and is a predicted model, not a curated record. NCBI's taxonomy places the organism in Eukaryota, Metazoa, Chordata, Actinopteri, Synbranchiformes, Synbranchidae. The transcript is spliced from 23 exons. Gene Ontology annotation, cellular component: cytoplasm. Gene Ontology annotation, biological process: cysteinyl-tRNA aminoacylation. The coding region runs from base 77 to 2542 and encodes 821 amino acids.